UCUAGGAAUAGAAAACGUGGUUCACGGCGCACUGAGCGGACGAAGCUGUCGAACACAAUUGGAUGCUGGAGGAUUGUUAGAUUUUGAGGGGCGGUCUCGAGAUUUCACCCAAAGCGUGUGGCUUUGAGCGCUAUCUUCCGCUAUUCACCAAAUCAUGAAUAUGAAUUAAGUGGCAGACUUAAAGAAAGACGUCGUGGCAGUUCUUUGAGAUUCAGCAGCCAGCCAGAAGAGUAAAAGCCACAUCGGGCGACAGACUAUUCGUUUGCAACCUUCCGCUGCAUUUUUAUAUUUUAUCUCAGAACUCUCCGGUUGAGUCAGCAUGGCCUUGAGAGGACCACUGUCUAGAUUAUUGAGAUCCACGUUGAGUUCCUGCCAGCAGAACCGAUCGCAAUCUGUUGCCAUUUUGGGAGCUCCGUUUUCCAAAGGACAGAAAAGGAGAGGGGUGGAACAUGGACCCAAAGCCAUCCGGGAUGCGGGUUUGGUGGAGAGACUUUCAAAUCUCGACUACGCUGUGCAUGAUUUUGGAGACCUGACCUUCAAGCAUCUGGAAAAAGAUAAGCACUUCAUGCACGUGCCAUUCCCACGCACAGUUGGACGUGCCAAUCAGCUGCUGUCGGGAGCUGUGAGCGGUGCGGUGGGGGCGGGACACACCUGCAUCAUGCUGGGGGGAGACCAUAGGUACACCAUUUUUUUUCUUUAUCUAAAGUCUUAAAGUUUUUUUAAAUGUACAA
Messenger RNA from Sinocyclocheilus anshuiensis, 731 nucleotides. RefSeq names its product arginase, non-hepatic 1-like. Bases 320 to 712 code for a protein of 130 amino acids. Gene Ontology annotation, cellular component: cytoplasm; mitochondrion. NCBI's taxonomy places the organism in Eukaryota, Metazoa, Chordata, Actinopteri, Cypriniformes, Cyprinidae. Gene Ontology annotation, molecular function: manganese ion binding; arginase activity. The transcript is spliced from 3 exons. The record is from RefSeq and is a predicted model, not a curated record.